AUGGCUAGUCCCGAUCAACUCGCAGCUCAGAUUCUGAGCUCAAAGUCGCUCUCGGUAUCUCCAACUUGGCUAAAUGCCUUCUUAUCCUCCAGCACCUCACAGCGCAACAUUCCUAUUUCUGCUCUUACACAGACUGCGAUAUUCCGACUUCUAGCCUCCGACAUCAAGGAGUCACUCUCGAAACAUAGAUCAUGUGUCCUGCCAGUCGAUGCGUAUGACCCCACUGUUCAAGAGCGACGUUUGCAAGGCUACAUUCCAGUUCAAGUUCUCGAUAUCGAAGACAUCGGAACGAGUCUAUGGAGCCAAAUUGAAGCGAUUGAACGCGUCGAGCGCGGCGAGGCUAUCCGAGGACGCGAAAUUGUUCGCACAAUUGCUGUUGACGAAGACCCAGAAGCUGCAGAGAGUAAUCGCACAAACAAUGGCCGUGCAAAUGGUGCGGCAAAUGCGUCAGGGUCCGGUGGGUAUGGCCCACAUCGCUUGAUUCUACAAGAUGCCGCUGGUACUGUUGUUGCAGGUGUAGAAAUGCAGCGCAUUGAGGGUGUCACUGUGGAUAAACUUCCUAUCGGCUCAAAGCUUCUACUUCGCUAUCCAACUGUUGCGAGGGGUAUGGUGCUUCUUACCCCCGAGAGCGCUACACUACUUGGGGGUCGGAUUGAAGCUUUGGAUGCGCCAUGGCGGCAAGGUAGGAAAGCUCGAUUGUUGCAGAAGACUGCAGGUCUAGAGAGAGUCUGA
Molecule: messenger RNA, 732 nt
Organism: Penicillium brevicompactum
Lineage: Eukaryota; Fungi; Ascomycota; Eurotiomycetes; Eurotiales; Aspergillaceae
Product: OB fold domain-containing protein
Exons: 1
Coding region: 1-732 (243 amino acids)
Biological process (GO): double-strand break repair via homologous recombination; resolution of meiotic recombination intermediates
Cellular component (GO): RecQ family helicase-topoisomerase III complex; nuclear body
Source: RefSeq, a predicted model, not a curated record